AUGGCUAAGUUCAUCAAAUCUGGUAAAGUUGCUAUUGUCGUAAGAGGUCGUUAUGCUGGUAAAAAAGUAGUCAUUGUGAAACCACAUGAUGAAGGUACCAAAUCUCACCCAUUCCCACAUGCCAUUGUUGCUGGUAUUGAAAGAGCUCCAUUGAAAGUUACCAAGAAGAUGGAUGCUAAAAAAGUUACUAAGAGAACUAAAGUUAAGCCAUUUGUUAAAUUAGUAAACUACAACCAUUUAAUGCCAACUAGAUACUCAUUAGAUGUUGAAUCAUUCAAAGCUGCCGUCACUUCUGAAGCUUUAGAAGAACCAUCUCAAAGAGAAGAAGCUAAAAAAGUUGUCAAGAAAGCUUUUGAAGAAAAACAUCAAGCUGGUAAGAACAAAUGGUUCUUCCAAAAAUUACACUUUUAA
Molecule: messenger RNA, 411 nt
Organism: Candida dubliniensis CD36
Lineage: Eukaryota; Fungi; Ascomycota; Pichiomycetes; Serinales; Debaryomycetaceae
Gene: RPL27A
Product: 60S ribosomal protein eL27
Exons: 2
Coding region: 1-411 (136 amino acids)
Biological process (GO): translation
Cellular component (GO): cytosolic large ribosomal subunit; ribosome
Molecular function (GO): structural constituent of ribosome
Source: RefSeq, a predicted model, not a curated record